Messenger RNA from Diabrotica virgifera virgifera (western corn rootworm), 450 nucleotides. RefSeq names its product Krueppel-like factor 12. Bases 1 to 450 code for a protein of 149 amino acids. The transcript has a single exon. NCBI's taxonomy places the organism in Eukaryota, Metazoa, Arthropoda, Insecta, Coleoptera, Chrysomelidae. The record is from RefSeq and is a predicted model, not a curated record.
AUGAUUAAAGAUCUAUUUAAUAACGACAACCACCUACUAGAAGAAGCCAUAGCCGAUGAAAACUUUUCCCUCUCCUUGUUUGAUGAUCUCAACGAUGUGCGUCCCCGGCCAUUAGAAAUAAAUAUGGAGAAUAACGCUUCUGAACCUUUGGGUAUCUUCGAGAUGUGUCCACACAUGAACGACGAAACCACCUGUAAAAAUACUUCCAAAGAUCCGCCAAGUGAAGGUAAACACUUCGCCCAGAGUCCUCAUGCUUUAAUCACCCGCGACUACACUCAGAAAAAAAAAAUAAAAAUUUCCCAUGUCCCUUUGCGAACUGAAAAUGUAUACCAAUCAGCAUAUCCUCUAAAAGUCCAUAACAGGAAACAGUCCGGCGAGAAACCGGUCAUCUUCAACUGGUUGAACUGCACUUGGAGAUUUUCAAGAUCUGAUGAACUAGCUAGGCUCUAG